Molecule: messenger RNA, 5217 nt
Organism: Tripterygium wilfordii
Lineage: Eukaryota; Viridiplantae; Streptophyta; Magnoliopsida; Celastrales; Celastraceae
Exons: 11
Coding region: 1-5217 (1738 amino acids)
Biological process (GO): telomere maintenance; DNA repair
Molecular function (GO): DNA helicase activity; DNA binding
Source: RefSeq, a predicted model, not a curated record
AUGGAUAUAACUGUUACUUUGAGAUACAAAGGCAUGGAUGGCAGCAUUAUGAACCCAAACCGUCUGCAUUUCAUAAAGCCCAUAAACGACGACUUCGGCCAAGAAUUUCUUAUACCUUUGAAGUUCAUGCGGCACUUGGAACCAACGAAUGAUGUCAGGGCACUGAUAAGAAGUCCAACAUCAAAGAACUAUUAUGUCAGAAUUGAUGGAAGAAGGAUUGAAAACAAUUGGACACAAUUUGCAGUGGACCAUGAUCUUCAUUUACAUGACAUUCUCAUGUUCAAAUACGCAGACAAUAUGGUAUUUGAAUUAAUAGUUUUCGAUUCAGAUGGUCUUGUAAAGGAAUUUCAGCCGCCAGAUCCAGACGUCCCAAAAGAAGCUGGCAGGCCAAGAUUCAGAGCAAUUAUAACACCUUCAACUCUGAGAGACAACAGAUUGCUGAUUCCAAUAGCUUUUGCAAGAUCAAAUAACUUAGCCGACAGAGUCGACAACGCUGAUGUAAUUCUGAUGAAUGGAGAUGGAAACCAAUGGACCGCACAUCUUAAAAAGAAGAAAUCACGUCCAGUUGUUUAUAUCGGAAUUGGUUGGACAAGAUUUAUGGUUGAUAAUCACUUGAAACAGGGGGAUUCUUUUGUCAUGCAAUUGCUUCACAACGAGAUGAAACCAACAUUUCUUAUUCAAAUUAUUCAUCCACCAAAAAUUGCCUACCUGCAAAACAUUCUCAUUGUAAUUCAUUCCAGUGCAUAUAAUUCUACGAUGGAGAUUGGAGAAUCAACCAAGCUUAAUAGAAUGAGGCGCAAGAUGUUAAUUGAUGAAAAAAAGAGACACAGAACAAACCCUACAGAAUUGGAAGCUUCAUCUUCGUCUGUGCGACCUGCUAGCAAGCGACAUAAACCCUACACCGCAAGUACAGUUGAUCAGUUGAAUACUUCCUCUGAAAAACAUGUAAUUGGGUCAGAAACAGUGACGUUAAACCUAGGGCAACCUUCAUAUACUUGUCAAUUCUGUGGAGCUAUAUUUUGGUUUUCAGAGCGUCUAAAAUCAUCCUCCAAUUAUCAUCCAGUAUACUCGCUUUGUUGUAGACAAGGACGCAUCAAAUUACCUCCAUUCAGUGAACCUCCACAUCCAUUGAAACAGUUGAUGGAUUAUGGAAGAGACAGAUGUUCAAAAUUAUUUCGUGACAACUUGAGAAUGUACAAUUCUAUGUUCGCAUUUACAUCUACCGGCGGAAAAAUUGACAAGGAAAUAAACCGAGGUCAAGGGCCAUAUGUUUUUAAAAUCAAUGGACAAAACCACCAUUUGAUAGGAUCACUUCUGCCACUAGAUGGACAAAGACCACAAUUUGCUCAGCUCUAUGUUUACGACACAGAAAAUGAAGUCUCCAAUAGAGUAGCAGCUCUUUCAAGAUCUGCUCUCAAUGUUGUAGUCCAAAAUGAUAUUGUUUCUCAAUUAAUACAAAUGUUUGAUCAGGUAAAUCAUUUGGUCAAAGCUUUUCGAAUGGCCAGAGAUAGAAUUCACAGUGGAGAUGAGCGGACUUUCUCAUUGUGCUUAUCAUCUAGAAGACAUGGAGACAGCUCGCAGUAUAAUGCUCCAACACUACCAGAAAUGGCAGGAUUGAUAGUGGGUGACAUUGGCAGUACAGAUGAGGGCCGGGACAUUAUUGUUGACCACCAGGGACAGGGAUUAAAACGUAUAAAUGAUCUGCAUCCUUCGUUCAUGGCAAUGCAAUAUCCUAUAUUGUUUCCGUUUGGAGAGGAUGGAUACAGGCUGAAUAUUCCAUAUCAACAUAAUGGUAACUCUCCUAAAUUGAAACGAGGAUACGUUACAAGACGUGAAUUCUAUGCCUACAUGUUACAACAAAGAAAGAAUGGUGGUGGGUUACUAAUUAGUGGGGGCAAAUUAUUUCAACAAUAUAUAGUGGAUGCUUUUACAUGCAUAGAAGAUGAGAGAUUACGAUAUAUUCGUUUUAAGCAUCAACAAGACCAUUAUAGAUGUGAAAUAUAUAAGGGUAUUCAAGAUGCAUUUCUCCGAGGUGAUGUGAGAGCAAAUUCUAUUGGCAAGCGUGUCAUCUUACCAUCGAGCUUUACAAGUGGCCCUCGCUAUAUGAUUCAAAACUAUCAUGAUGCAAUGGCAAUAUGUAGGUCUAGGGGAAACCCAGAUUUAUUUAUCACUUUUACAUGCAAUGUUCAAUGGAUAGAAAUACAAGAUGCAUUGGCUCUUAUACCAGGUCAAAAGCCAGAAGACAGACCAGAUAUCAUUGCCAGAGUCUUUCAUAUGAAGCUUAAUGUGUUUAUGAAUGAUAUUCAAAAAGGAAACCACUUUGGAAAUGUUGUGGGAGCUAUUUACACUGUUGAGUUCCAAAAGAGAGGUUUGCCUCAUGUUCACAUAAUUAUCUGGCUGCACCAAAGUGAUAAAUACCCAACGCCAGAUGACAUUGACAAAAUUAUAUGUGCGGAGAUACCAGACAAAGAAACAGAACCAGAUUUGUACAAGGUUGUUUCUAAAUUCAUGAUCCAUGGACCAUGUGGGAAUGCAAACUCCAAAGCGCCAUGUAUGAAAAAUGGGAAAUGUAUGAAACAUUUUCCCAAGAAGAAUUACAGAGAGACUACUAUUGGUGAGGAUGGAUUUGCCAUUUAUAGAAGAAGGGCAGAUGACAAUGUAGUGGUUAAGGCUGGAGUUGAAAUGGACAAUCGUUUUGUUGUGCCUUACAAUAAAAAACUACUUCUGAAAUAUGAUGCACAUAUAAAUGUCGAGUGGUGCAAUCGUUCAAGGUCGAUAAAGUAUCUCUUUAAAUACGUGAAUAAAGGACCAGAUCGAACAAGAGCUUUCCUACAAGAAAGGACGCACACAACUGCUCAAAAUACAGCUGCUGAUAAUGAAGUUAUUGAUGAGAUAAAGACCUAUCUUGAUUGUAGGUAUUUGACUGCAUAUGAAUCAGUGUGGAGAAUUUUUGAAUUUCAUAUUCACCACAAGUUCCCAACUGUUCUUAGCUUAACAAUUCACAUGCCUCUAAUGAACAACGUAGUUUUCAGAGGAAAUAUCCAAGUUGACAGAGUAUUACAGCAGCCCGGAAUUGAGAAAACUAUGUUGACCGAAUGGAUGUUUACAAACACAAAUUGUGAAGACGCUAGACAGCUAACAUAUGCUGAGUUUCCAGCUUUUUGGAGGUGGGACAACACAGACAAAAUAUGGUUUCGAAGAAAGAGAGGACAUUGCAUUGGCAGAAUUUCAUAUGUUCAUCCAUCAGCAGGAGAGGUUUAUUAUUUAAGAAUGUUGUUAUCUCAUAUCAGAGGGGCCACAAACUUCAUUGAUAUGAGGACAAUUAAUGGAAGUGUUUAUGAAACCUUUAAAGAAGCUUGUAAUGCAAUGGGUUUAAUUGGCAACGAUCGGGAGUGGAAUGAAGCUAUGAAAGAGGCUGCACAAUGGGCAACUGCACAUGAGCUUAGGGAUUUGUUUGUCACAAUGAUACUAUAUUGCGAGGUUGCAGAUGCGAAAAAGUUGUUUGCCGAUAAUAUAGCAUGCUUGCAAGAAGAUAUAAUUUACAAGCUUACAACAGAAAAUGGGAUGUUGGAAACGAAUUUUUCAGAAGAAGAAAUAACAGAUGCAGUGCUUAUAGAGGUAGAAAAGUUGCUUAAGAGAAGUGGUUCAUCACUGGCUGAAAAUAGACUUCCACAGCCAACAAAUAAAAAUGUGCAAGACUUGGGUAAUACUAUGUUGAGAGAAGAACUAUCACAUAACAUAGAUGAACUUCAGUGUCAAAGUCUUCAAUUAGUAGAGCAAAUGAAUGAUGAUCAAAGAACAGUGUACAACGCAGUUACAGAAGCUGUCAACAGAGACAUGGGAGGCUUAUUCUUUAUUUAUGGUCAUGGGGGAACUGGAAAAACAUUUCUUUAUAAUGCAAUUAUAAGCAGUUUACGUUCGCAAGGAAAAAUUGUCCUUGCGGUGGCAUCUUCUGGAAUAGCAUCACUACUAUUGCCUGGUGGAAGAACUGCGCACUCAAGGUUCAAAAUACCGAUUGAUGUACAUGCUGAAUCAAGCUGUCAUAUUAAGAAAGGGACUCACCUAGCAGACCUUAUUAAAAGAGCAUCUCUUAUUGUCUGGGAUGAAGCACCAAUGACCCAUCGCCAUUGUUUUGAAGCAUUACACAAAUCUUUGAGUGAUAUAUUUGACUGUGAUGAGGAAACAAACGCUAAUCAAUGUUUCGGAGGAAAAAUAGUUCUACUUGGUGGAGAUUUUAGACAAAUUCUUCCUGUGGUUAUCAAGGGUUCAAGACAUGAUACUAUCAAAGCUUGUAUAACACAAUCAUCAUUGUGGUGUCAUUGCAAGAUUUAUAUUCUGAAACAGAAUAUGAGGUUGAAAGAUGUUGGUUUAUCAAAUGAAGAAAAAGCAGAUCUCAGUCAUUUUAGUCAGUGGCUUAUUAACAUUGGGGAAGGUAGGGCCGAAACAAUCAAAAUAAAAGACGAUGAGGAAUGCCCAACCUGGAUAAAAAUACCCGACUCCUUAUUAAUAAAAUCUGCAAAAGGCGAUAUUGAGGAUUUGAUUACAGAGACAUAUAGUGGUUUGCUAUCUUCGUACAAUGACUUCGAGUAUUUAAAAGAGAGAGCCAUCAUCACCGGCACGAAUGAGGCAGUUGAUAUGAUAAACACACAUGUUUUGAAAAUGAUACCCACUGAACAGAAAACAUAUCUCAGUUUUGACUCAAUAUACAAAGUCGCUGGUGCUUCGGAUGAUGAUGAUCUGCUCUACCCAACUGAAUUUUUAAAUUCACUGUCAUUCAACGGCAUUCCCAACCACGAGCUUCAUUUGAAGGUUAAUACACCUGUGAUGCUAUUACGAAAUUUAAAUCAAACCUGCGGUCUGUGUAAUGGAACUAGACUAAUGAUCACAAGAUUGGGAGAAAAAGUGAUCCAGGCAACAGUUAUCACAGUUUUCUCACAUGGUCAAUUGUACGUUGCUGCAUCGAGAGUGACAUGCUAUAAAGGACUAAAGAUCUUGAUAGCAGGACAAGACGAAGAAAAUUCCAUGUACACAAAAAAUAUUGUAUAUGAUGAAGUUUUUGAGGAUCUGCACACAAGUGGACAUCGCACCAACCUUAUUGUUGAAAUCAGACAAAUCAUUGUCAACAACCAGGAAGCAGAUCUUCCAAACGAUAAAGAUAUGAGAAACCAUCUGGAUUAUGAUCCUGUGCAAUCAUCCUCUAAGGCUAUCCUUCAGUAG